AUGCCGGGCCCCGCCCCGGCCCGGGCCCUCGUGGGCCUGGCCUUCGCCCUGGCGUCCGCGCAGCCGUCCCCGCCCCCGCCCCCGCCGUUCCCCGUGGUGGCCACGAGCUACGGGCGCCUGCGCGGGGUGCGGGCGGCGCUGCCGGGCGACGUCCUGGGCCCCGUGACGCAGUUCCUGGGCGUGCCCUACGCGGCCCCGCCCACCGGCGAGCGCCGGUUCCAGCCGCCCGAGCCCCCGUCCUCCUGGGCCGGCGUCCGCGACGCCACGCGGUUCGCGCCCGUCUGCCCGCAGCACCUGGACGAGCGCGCGCUGCUGCGCGACCGCCUCCCCGCCUGGUUCGCCGCCAACCUCGACGCCGUCGCCGCCUACGUCCAGGACCAGAGCGAGGACUGCCUCUACCUCAACCUCUACGUGCCCGCGCCCCCGCCCGGCGGAGCCAACGGUAAGAAAAUGGCCGACGAUGUCACCGGCAGCGACCGCGGUGACGACCAAGACCCCCGUGACCCCGGCGCGGGCGGGGCGGCGGCCGCGGCGAGGAGGCCGGUCAUGGUUUACAUCCACGGCGGCUCCUACAUGGAGGGCACCGCGAACAUCGUGGACGGCAGCGUCCUCGCCAGCUACGGCGACGUCAUCGUCGUCACCGUCAACUACCGGCUCGGCGUGCUCGGCUUCCUGAGCACGGGCGACCAGGCCGCCAAGGGCAACUACGGGCUGCUGGACCAGAUCCAGGCGCUGCGCUGGGUGGGGGAGAACGCGGGCGCCUUCGGCGGGGACCCCGACCGCGUCACCGUCUUCGGCUCGGGCGCCGGCGCCUCCUGCGUCAGCCUCCUCACGCUCUCGCACUACUCGGAGGGCCUGUUCCAGAAGGCCAUCAUCCAGAGCGGGACGGCGCUGUCGAGCUGGGCGGUGAACUACCAGCCGGCCCGGUACGCGCGGGCGCUGGGCGAGCGCGUGGGCUGCGCGACCCCCGACCCGGGGUCGCCGGGGCCGCCGGGGUCGUCGUCGCCGCCGCCGGGGUGGGACUCGGCGUCGCUGGUGUCCUGCCUGCGGGGCGUGGCGGCGGGCGAGCUGGCGCGGGCCCGGGUGACGCCCGCGACCUACCACGUGGCGUUCGGGCCGACGGUGGACGGCGACGUCAUCCCCGACGACCCCCAGAUCCUGAUGGAGCAGGGCGAGUUCCUCAACUACGACAUCAUGCUCGGGGUCAACCAGGGCGAGGGCGCGCGCUUCGUCGACGGCCUCGGGGGCGGCGGCGGCCACGGCGGCCAUGACGGCGGCUACGGCGGCUACGGCGGCGGCUACGGCGGCGACGGCAUCGAGGACGACGAGGUCCAAGAUGGCGGCGUCCCGGACGGCGGCGGCGUGUCGGCGGGCGAGUUCGACCUGGCGGUGUCCGGCUUCAUCGACGACCUCUACGGCCGCCCCGAGGGCCGCGGCGACGCCCUGCGCGAGACGGUCAAGUUCAUGUACACCGACUGGGCCGACCGCGACAGCCCCGAGGCGCGGCGCAAGACGCUCGUGGCGCUGUUCACCGACCACCAGUGGGUGGCGCCCGCCGUGGCCACCGCCGACCUCCACGCCCGCUACGGCUCCCCCACCUACUUCUACGCCUUCUACCACCGGUGCCACGGCGGCGGGGGGGGCGGUGGCGGGGGCGGCGUGGACGGGGUCCCCGGCGGGGUCGCGGGCGAGGAGGCCCGGCCGGCCUGGGCGGACGCGGCCCACGGCGACGAGGUGCCCUACGUGUUCGGCGUCCCCAUGGCCGGGCCCGGCGACGUCUUCGGCUGCAACUUCUCGCGCAACGACGUCAUGCUCAGCGCCGUCGUCAUGACCUACUGGACCAACUUCGCCAAGACGGGGUGA
Messenger RNA from Mus caroli (Ryukyu mouse), 1863 nucleotides. Lineage: Eukaryota; Metazoa; Chordata; Mammalia; Rodentia; Muridae. The record is from RefSeq and is a predicted model, not a curated record.